Molecule: messenger RNA, 1306 nt
Organism: Anas platyrhynchos (mallard)
Lineage: Eukaryota; Metazoa; Chordata; Aves; Anseriformes; Anatidae
Gene: OSCP1
Product: organic solute carrier partner 1
Biological process (GO): transport
Cellular component (GO): plasma membrane; cytoplasm
Source: RefSeq, a predicted model, not a curated record
GCCGGGCGCUGCCGCUGCUGUUCCUCAACCUGGGCGGCGAGAUGCUCUACAUCCUGGACCAGCGGCUCCGUGCCCAGAGCAUCCCCGGAGAGAAAGCCCGCAAAGCUCAAACACAGUUCUGCCUGUGGGGACAGCCAGCAGGAACAUGCUGCUUGCUGAGACUAAUACGGCAUUGAGAAAAAUGUCAAAAUGAUGAAGUGAUCUUCCUUGCUUUUCCUUUUGUGGCUAUGCACCUGGUUUUCACAGUUAUGAAUGACAUCAUCACAACCAUGUUCAAUAAAAAAUUUAUGGAAGAGCUGUUUAAACCACAGGAACUCUACUCCAAGAAGGCUCUGAGAACGUUGUAUGACCGGCUAGCUCAUGCUUCAAUCAUGAGGCUGAACCAGGCAAGCAUGGAUAAGCUGUAUGACCUUAUGACUAUGGCUUUCAAAUACCAAGUCCUGCUGUGUCCUCGGCCCAAAGACAUUCUGCUGGUCACGUUCAAUCACCUGGAUGCAAUCAAGGAUUUCAUUCGUGAUUCCCCUGGCAUUCUGAACCAGGUGGAUGAAACUUUCCGACAGCUGAUCGAGGUGUACGGCGGUCUGUCUGCUGGUGAAUUUCAGCUGAUCAGGCAAACACUCCUCCUUUUUUUUCAGGACAUGCAUAUAAGGGUCUCUAUCUUUCUGAAGGAUAAAGUGCAAAACUCUAACGGUCGCUUUGUGCUGCCAAUCUCAGGCCCUGUUCCAUGGGGUACAGAAGUUCCAGGACUCAUCAGGAUGUAUAAUCGCAACGGAGAUGAAGUUAAAAGAACCGAGUUCACCACUGAUGGAAAUUACAUUACUCCACAAAGGGAAGGGUCUUUUGAUCUCUAUGGAGACAGAGUUCUCAAACUUGGAACAAAUAUGUACAGUGUUAGUCGGCAAGUAGAGACGCACAUGUCAGGAUCAUCCAAAAACUUGGCAUCCCAUGCGAAGGAGAAUGUGGCCCCUAACCCUCUUGCUAAAGAAGAACUGAACUUUUUGGCCAGGCUGCUAGGAGGUCUGGAUAUCAAGAAACCUGGUGGCAGCGAGACAGGAUUUCGACUGAAUUUAUUCACAACAGACGAGGAGGAAGAACAGGCAGCACUGACGAGACCAGAGGAGUUAUCUUACAAGGUUGUUAACAUAGAAGCCACUCAGGACCCGGGGCUCCGUGCGGAGCUGGCUCGCAUCGCGGGCGAGCUGGAGGUGGCGGAGCCGAGCCCGGCGAGCUCGGGGAAAGGCGAGGACCUGCUGGCGCUGAUGGACGGGCUGUGAGCCCCCAGCAUUAAAGGCGCUCUCCCUCCCCA